GUUUGCUAUGAAAUUAAUUUAUAGACAUUAAUAGAUAGAUCUUGAAAUUUAUAAUGGCCAGUGAAAAAGGCAAAGUUGCUAUCAUAGGCAGGUAAAAUAUAGAAAUUUCAUAAUAGAAAAUGUGAAUUUUUAUAGCAAUAUAUGUACACAUUUCAUAAAUAUUGAUUUGACUGAUGAUUGCAUAAUAUUUAGCAAUAUUUUAUUCCUACCAUAUUGUUGUGUUUUUAGUGGUUUGAUUGGCAAGUCUUGGUCAGUGGUGAGUAAAUAAAUUACUACAGAAGGUGCUUUCUCAAUAUAUGUACAAUCCUAUCCUAAACAGUCUGUGUCAGUGUUGGUAGCAAGAAAAACACUAGAGAUAUGGAUCUGCAAUGCUACCUUAACCCUGUAUAUUAAUUUAUGUAUAAUAGAUUUUGGUUGCUCGUAUAUCAAGAAAGUGCCCAAAAAACUCAAUCUCUCCCCCACAGAGGUGUAUAAACCCUGAAAUGUAAGACAUCCAGACAAGGUGUAAAUGUGUGCUGCGUUCGCAGGGUAUUAUUAGGUAUUGUUGAAGAAUAUUGUCCCAUGAUGCGGGUAUUAUUAGGUAUUGUUGAAGAAUAUUGUCCCAUGAUGCAGAUGAUAUAGGGCAGAUAGUCUGAUUAUAACUCAUUAAGUGGCAACACUCUCCUUGACGAGUAAAGUAAUUUGGCAUAUUAGACAGUAAAAUAAUAAAUUAGGGUGCAUUGCAGGGCACAUUAAUUAAAGCUGGUUAAAUAUUAACUUACAUUAGAUAACAGUUUCCUUCCUUAGUUGAUAAAUCAGUUAGUUGGUCAUUUGUUUGCAGAAUGCCUGAAUUAGUAUAUAGUUCAUGUUUCAAACACACAUUAGUCUAAAAAUGAAGUCAUUCCACUAUAGCUGUUCUGUCGAGCUGGAUACGAAGUGUAUUUAUAUGAUAUUGAUGAAAAACAAGUAUCAAAUGCCUUGUCUGGGAUUCUUGAAUCUUUACAAGAGUUAGAAGGCAAAGGAUUGCUAAAGAAUUCCAAAAUAACAUCUGCUCAAGAGGCUCAUAAAUUGGUUCAUGGCUGUAGUGAUAUUGCAGAAGCCAUUGAAGGAGCAAUUUACAUACAGGUUUGUAAAAUUAAUAUGAGUAUUCUUAUGUUCAACAUUGAUAUGUAAAAUUUCUAUCAAUCUUAAAAACACAAUUUUUGUUUUCUAAAGGAGAACACUCCUGAGAAUGUGGAUAUAAAAAAGAAAGUUUUUGUGAAUCUUGAUAAUCUUGUGAAGAAUGACGACACAAUUCUUGCAAGUUCUACAUCUUGUAUCGUACCUUCACGUUUCACAGAAACACUCAAGCAUCGCAAACAAUGUAUUGUGGCUCAUCCGGUAAGCUGAAAAUUUGAACUUAAUAUAGAUCUUUUUGAAAGUUAUUUUUAAUUAAGACAGUGUCUUUGGAUAUUCCAGACUGGAAACUUGUCUUUGAACUAAGUUGUUUCAUUGAAAUCAACUCCUGGCAAUUAAUAUUAUUAUUAUUGGCACAAUGCACUCCAAUACACUCUUGUAUUUUUACAAAAAUUAGAUGAGAAUUAAAUUGACAGAACGUUUCCUUGCUUUUCUGGGCUGCAAGAACUUGAAUACAUAAUUAGCGCAUGCCUCUAAUUUAUGCAUGAAUACUUGACUAAGUUGACUUGAUUUGCUGGUGGAGGUAAUCCAGUCAGUGCCUUUAGUUUAAUUUUGUCUCAGGCCAGAUGAUUGUACUUGUACAGGGAAAAGCUAGAAACAGUUUUUUCAAAACUUCAGGUGAAUCCUCCACAUUAUGUUCCGCUGGUUGAGAUAGUGCCGGCACCCUGGACUGAGAGCUCGGUUGUUGAAAGAACCAGAGCAAUUAUGAAAGAUAUUGGUCAGGCACCUGUCACAUUGAAUAAAGAAGUGAAUGGAUUUUUACUGAACAGAAUACAGUAUGCUAUUAUUAUGGAGGGAUGGCGAUUGGUUGAGGUAUGGUGUGUUCAUAUCUUGAUUAAAUUUUGGAACUGUUUUACUUCUGAGCGCCCUAGGCAGACUAGAAUAUCUGUGUAAACACUAGUGUGCCAAAACAGGGGUCAAUAUAGUAGAAUCAAAACUGUAAAGUUUUGAAAACAACAGCAGCUUGGCGUGUACGCACCUACGUACCUAUUUUUAUGUUUGUUUUGCAGGAUGGUGUAUGUUCUCCAGAGGAUGUGGACACGGUUAUGAGCAAAGGACUGGGAUUGAGAUACUCGUUCAUGGGACCAUUUGAAACAAUGCACAUGAACGCUGGAGGUCAGUGGGUCUCAAGACAUUUCAGGGCAGUAGGUGAUGGUCCAGAGAUCACUGUUGACACUCGUGGAGCUGGCAAAUGGGCAAUUCCAGCUAUUUGAAAUUCUGCUAUUUGAAAUCCCAGAACUUCGUUUUCAAAUGGCAGAACUCCCUUUUGAAAUGCCAAAACUCCGUUUUUAAAUCCCAGAACUCCGUUUUCAAAUGCCAGAUCUCCAUUUUCAAAUGCCAGAUCUCCAUUUUCAAGUGCCAGUCUCCAUUUUCAAAUGCCAGAUCUCCGGCAUUUUCAAAUGGCAGAAGUUACGGGCCUUAACAAAUUUUUGCACGGAUUUCAGGAAUUUUGGACUACUGUGAGAAAUAUGGCAGUAAUAUUGAGAAGAUAUGUGAAGAGCAAGGUGAAUCUAGACAGCUGCAUGAUUCAAACACUGCUCAGGUCGUUCAUGACGCCAUGUGUAACGCAAGUGUCCCUGUUGAGAAACUUGAAGAACGCAGAACGUGGAGAGACAAGCGCUUGGCAGCAUUAGCAGUACAUCAAGCUGGCCAGGAGGACUGAGAAUUAGUAGGAAUUUAAAUAUGGCUUUGAUUAAUAUUAACAAUUCUAAAUCACCUUUGUAUGGCAAUUAAUAUACUAGUGAUUUUUAUUCAAAACACCGUCAUUCUUUAGUUUGCAAAGUACCGUUAAAACAUGCGUAUAGGCUAGGAGUGUUUUAUCAUAUUUAAAAUGGGAGUACGCGAUAGUAUGUGUAUGUUAGGACUUAAAAGAGCAAUUUUUAAGUCAUAACAUACUAACAUACGCAGCACGAGCAUUUUAUUUUUAGUUCUGGUAAAACCAUAGAAAUAUUGGACUAUUAUGUCUAUUAUUUCUAUGGGUAAAAGUAAAACACUGCUACAAGUGUUUUGAAUAGCUUCAAACACGACUACAAUAGAUGCCGUCUCAUUAGUAUUCUUUAUAUAAAGAAUACUAAUUAGGAUGGACUUUUAUAUAAAGAAUACUAAAGGCUGCAUUCCAGUUACGCGUUUUUCAUACGUGCGUACACGCACGUAAAAGUUCAGUGAAUUCACUUUACAUCCUACUUAUGAAAUAACUAAAUUUAUAAAAGGAC
Messenger RNA from Paramuricea clavata, 3368 nucleotides. NCBI's taxonomy places the organism in Eukaryota, Metazoa, Cnidaria, Anthozoa, Malacalcyonacea, Plexauridae. The record is from the annotation of a GenBank genome assembly.